AUGAGCUGCGUGAAAACUUUGGUCCAUACCGUGGAUUCGCCGCUGUAUGGCGCUGUUGAGCUGGUCGCCACGAUCCCGACGGAGCUGGAGAAUGCCAGGAUCCCGAUUUCUGUGGUUCUCGGGUUCGCGGACGACUCAGCAGAAGCACCUAUGCGUCUGCUGAGCUACCACUACGCCCUCCCAUACCGCACGACGCAGCAGGUGGUCGGAACAGCGUUGCUGGACACCAGCAACGACUGGGUCAGGGACGUCACCAGACAACUGGCGACGCUGAUCAGCAAGAAGUUCGGCAGACCGUGCUACGUCGGGUGGUCCAACGGCGCGGGCCAGCAGCGCUCGGUGGACCAACUAUUCGUUAUUAAGCAAUGUAUACAGUUCAUAAGCGACAACUACGCCUCCUAA
Molecule: messenger RNA, 402 nt
Organism: Torulaspora globosa
Lineage: Eukaryota; Fungi; Ascomycota; Saccharomycetes; Saccharomycetales; Saccharomycetaceae
Gene: POC4
Product: Poc4p
Exons: 1
Coding region: 1-402 (133 amino acids)
Biological process (GO): proteasome assembly
Source: RefSeq, a predicted model, not a curated record